Aspergillus brunneoviolaceus CBS 621.78 is the source of this 942-nucleotide messenger RNA. RefSeq lists its product as uncharacterized. The record is from RefSeq and is a predicted model, not a curated record. Lineage: Eukaryota; Fungi; Ascomycota; Eurotiomycetes; Eurotiales; Aspergillaceae. The coding region runs from base 395 to 895 and encodes 166 amino acids. The transcript is spliced from 3 exons.
UAGUUGUUAGCAUUAAGAAAAGAAAGAAUGAUCGGACAGUCACGCCCUGGUGGUAUGAUGUCUGCCUGUCAUGCACAAACUGGUCUAGAUUCUAGAUUCUGCAGAGGGGGGGGAAGGUGUUUCAUUCUGGGAGAAAUGGUGGGGAAACCAUUCCCCUACAACCUACAUCUCUUGUAUAAUACACAAGGGACACAUAUAUUAUCGUACACAUCAACCACUACAGGGUCCAAUGAGAUUCUGAGGCUCAGUUUCAGCUGGGAGGAAGACAACCUUCCAGCCCACCUAAUCAGCGAAGUCUUGACUAUCCCCCCUCCCUACACUUUGUACGGAUAACGUGUUGUAGACGGUGGGCAUUCCUGGAUCCUCGAUAUGCCCUGCACCUCCCCACUGAAUCAUGUUUCAACCAUCAACCAUCAUCAAGCAAGCAAGCAAAUAUGCUCCAUGCGCAAUGCGUACUUCCAAAACAGAGUCUCAGUCCACUUCCCCCUCCGCCCUCCUUCACCAUCAACUGGACUGGGAAGAGAAGCUGCUGACCAUAGUGGAUGAAUCUCGGUUCAAUGGCUACCUGAAUACCAUACCCUAUAAGAAAGGGACUGAAAACUAUCUCUCUUGUCCUAUCAAACGUAUCAAGAUAGAUCCCCCCCCGGGGAGGUGGAGUUCAUAUCCAAGGAAAGCAAAAGCUCAUCAUCGAGAUAGUCCAUUGUUCGACUGCACACAUUACACCAGCAGAGCAAGACUGCCUCAGAUCAGGCAGAUUGGGAAAGUUUAUGAGCUGGGGCCCGACGGACGAUCCACCACUUCGUCAUUGAGGGGCCCCGAGUACCAGGCGCCUUUGCUUGCUCCAUCCGAAACUUCCAAAUCACGAUCCCUGCAUGAGAAGUGUCCGGAUGCGUGAAAUAAACAAGUGACGGAUGCUUGAUGAUUAGCCCGACCUCAACAGAC